This is a messenger RNA of Centruroides sculpturatus (bark scorpion), 477 nucleotides long. RefSeq lists its product as uncharacterized. NCBI's taxonomy places the organism in Eukaryota, Metazoa, Arthropoda, Arachnida, Scorpiones, Buthidae. The transcript has 3 exons. The record is from RefSeq and is a predicted model, not a curated record. Bases 70 to 477 code for a protein of 135 amino acids.
GAGUAAAUUAAUUGCUCAUUAAUUAAUUAAUGAGUAAUUAAUUUAAUUCCUUUAAAUUCCGGAACACUCAUGAAAGCAGCAUGGAACAAGUAUCAAACUGCACGGAUGAUGGUUUGUUUUCUGUCUGACAUAUCGAGUUUACUGAAUUGGCAACGUGUAAAGACGAAUAAGAUGGCGGCAUUUACGGAAUAUGUUCGGUCUUCUCUAGACAACAUCAAAACAGAAGAAUGUAUGCAAAGAAAGAUAAUUCUCUUGCAAACUCUUCAUGAUAGAUUGAAAGGAAAUAGUUUACAGGAAUAUAAUAUAUUUAUUGAAGAAAAGAAAUUGUAUUAUGACUUGAUGAUAUUUUUAACUGAUUCUGGACUUGUGAAGAAAAGUUUUGAGAAUGAAUUGGGUAGAGUUUUUAGAUUAAUUGAUUCAGAAGAUAUUAAAAGAGUGGAAGCCAUAUUUUCUGAACCAAUGAUCCAAUUAUCCUGA